Mandrillus leucophaeus (drill) is the source of this 885-nucleotide messenger RNA. It is a transcript of the gene TMEM205, whose product is annotated as transmembrane protein 205. The record is from RefSeq and is a predicted model, not a curated record. NCBI's taxonomy places the organism in Eukaryota, Metazoa, Chordata, Mammalia, Primates, Cercopithecidae. Bases 279 to 848 code for a protein of 189 amino acids. The transcript is spliced from 4 exons.
CGGGACGAAUUCUUGGGGGAAACCCACGAGGGGACGCGGCGGAGGAGGGUCGCUGUCCACCCGGGGGCGUGGGAGUGAGGUACCGAAUUCAGCCCAUUUGGCCCCGACGCCUCUGUUCUCGGAAUCCGGGUGCUGCGUGUUGAGGUCUUGGUUCCUAACGAAUCUCUGCCGGAUUGGCCGUAACCCUGUCCCCGAGCGGGUUCACAGGGUCUGAAGGCCACGCACGAGGCAAAGGUAAAGUUCUGAGCCACCCGGUGCCUCCUUCCCAGGACUGCAAGAUGGAGGAAGGCGGGAACCUAGGAGGCCUGAUUAAGAUGGUCCAUCUGCUGGUCUUGUCAGGUGCCUGGGGCAUGCAAAUGUGGGUGACCUUCGUCUCAGGCUUCCUGCUUUUCCGAGGCCUUCCCCGACAUACCUUCGGACUAGCGCAGAGCAAACUCUUCCCCUUCUACUUCCACAUCUCCAUGGGCUGUGCCUUCAUCAACCUCUGCAUCUUAGCUUCACAGCAUGCCUGGGCUCAGCUCACAUUCUGGGAGGCCAGCCAGCUUUACCUGCUGUUCCUGAGCCUCACGCUGGCCACUGUCAACGCCCGCUGGCUGGAGCCCCGCACCACAGCUGCCAUGUGGGCCCUGCAAACCGUGGAGAAGGAGCGAGGCCUGGGUGGGGAGGUACCAGGCAGCCACCAGGGUCCCGAUCCCUACCGCCAGCUGCGAGAGAAGGACCCCAAAUACAGUGCUCUCCGCCAGAAUUUCUUCCGCUACCAUGGGCUGUCCUCUCUUUGCAAUCUGGGCUGCGUCCUGAGCAAUGGGCUGUGUCUCGCCGGCCUUGCCCUGGAAAUAAGGAGCCUCUAGCAUGGGCCCUGCAUGCUAAUAAAUGCUUCUUCAGAAA